Alternaria rosae is the source of this 2634-nucleotide messenger RNA. RefSeq lists its product as uncharacterized. The transcript has a single exon. The record is from RefSeq and is a predicted model, not a curated record. Bases 409 to 2382 code for a protein of 657 amino acids. Lineage: Eukaryota; Fungi; Ascomycota; Dothideomycetes; Pleosporales; Pleosporaceae.
GGCUUGCUUUCGAGUCUAGAUGAUGAGAGCGAGUAUAGCAAUACUUCAUUACUCGUUCAGGAUGCCAUGCUUGAUUGAAGCGGUGCGAUGGAGACACGCUCGUUCAAGCGUUACUUCCUCGGGCUAAAACGUUGUGGCUCUGUUAAAGGCAAGAGCCUACGUCUCAUCGCGCACACUUCCUUCCCUAUAUCCAGUAUGCAGCCAUUGCACAGUCGCCCUGGCUGGUACUGCACACACACGUUCCUCACUACUGGAACGUCACCCUGAAACCCUCAUAUCACUGACUUCCGAAUUUCCUACGUCACGAUCUAUAUAUCACGAUAAUAUCCAUCGCCCUUCGAACUCAGAUUCAAACGCUGGCGAACGUUUGCUGUCCAGUUGACAUACUCAUCGUAAUCUGUAACUACCAUGCUUGGGACUUCCGGCGAUGGCUUAAUCACCAAGCUCACCUCGUACCUUACAACCGAUAAAGAAGCAACCCCGAACACUUCUCCUUAUACACCUGAUCAAGAGUGCGAACCUCACCCUGCUUUCGCAACGACAACGCCACAUGAUGCUGAGACAACGAGCAACGAUCGGACUGAAAUGUCAGCGAGCCAACCCUCGAAGGCGAGUUCCAGACGCUCGCUGAAACGAACCGCGAGCGAACUGGUCAUACCAAGUCAAGAACGGGAUGGACACCUGACUGCGAUUGCCGCAUUGGAGGCGGUGCGCUCCAAGGAAGAUGGGCGCCGUACAACCCGUCCGACCCCAUUUCCGACACGAGGCCAGUUACGGCCUUCUCGCCCUAGCUCUCAGCGCUCCAUCAGCAACUCCAGAUACGAACUGAAAUCUCAGUAUCACGAUCCAAACAUCUCAUCUGCGAGUCUCCAGAAGCAACUCGUUGAACAGACAAAGCCCAUGGCCGAGCGGCCUCGAAACCCCGACCCGAAUAAGAGCCAGAUCAACAAGGGUGCAAGGCCAAGUCCCAUCAGAUCUACUGCUAUGCGUUCAAAGUCGGAGCCAGAUCCAGCACGAGCAUUUGCAGAUCCCAAGACGCGCCGUAGCAAUAUGACGCUGAAGCCAUGCAUAAAGAAGAAGGCGAAGAGUACCACAACCACACCACCGACCGGAUUGCGACAGGAAACUACCGACGCCGAGCUCAAGACCCUACGUCGCGUGAAAACGGUCGAUUUUGAAGAGACUGGCUCGAAUCAAUCGCUCUCACUACCCGAGGCGCCCAUCAAGGAAGAAAUCUCGACUCAGACUCUGGCAAGUGAUACUGGAGAGAGCUCCAGGUCGACCGAGGAUCAGACAGAAUCCGUCAAGCCGUGUCCAUCAUGCCCGGACACGAUGAACAUAGCGAAGAGCACUGCGGCAGAACCAGCUACCACGCGGACAGAUGUACACGUCAUCGCCAUCGCUCCUUCGUGGGACGCGCAAGGCGUUACCCAUGAUGACAGCGCCGACCCAGCAACACCCAUCAUGCAAAUCAUCGAGACAAAGAGUGGCAGCUAUGAGGUGAUCUGGGACGAUGUGCCAGAAGAGCACACCAUCAAGACAAGAGGACGACGAAGCUCGUCAGCAAGUCAUGCCUUAGAAACUGCCAGCCCGAGUGCCAAACGUGGUGGCCUGGACCGAGUCAACUCGAAACUCACAGGUUGGUCGGGCACCUGGAACAGCCCGUCAUACAGCUUCAAGCCCACCGUUGUAGUGUUUCCUGAUGACGAUGGGCGGGCUACUCGCUAUGACUGUGCGGUGGACGACGACGAAGACCUGGCAGCGAUAGUACCCCCAAACAGCCGAAUUACAAGCGGGGCGCAUUCUAGCGUCUCAUCACGUCCCGUGAGCGCGCCUCUGACCAGGAGCGUGUCUUGUGAAGAAUCAUCACUUCGGGAUGCCCUUCAAGUGACGCCACCACACGUUCCAGUAGCAGGGUCAUCACCACCCUCCGAGCACUCUCUUGUCGUGCCCAGCGUCGAGAUCCCGCAUAGCAGAGGCAGAAACACGAAGCCAGCACCGAUGAUCCGAAAACUCUCGAAUCUAGAAGAAGCAGAUACCAAGUUCCGCGACCAUCGCGACUCUGUUACGAUCGCGCACUCUCGUAUCGUACAUUCGGGUGGUGUGUCGUCAGAACUGUUUCCUCAUAGGGAUUCUGUUUCGCUGAGAAAGAAGCGCAUGCGCGCACGAAACCACGCCGCAUCGAAAGCACGGUCACCAUCGCGCAGGAAAGAGUUGUCUGUCGAAGCACUCGGACUCUUUACGGACGAGGAUAUCUCGACAGUGACGUUGCCUACCGUCAAGGAGCAUGCUGCACAGGCGCUCAGAAACAGCAGCUCAUCGUCCAUCCUUCACCCACCGCAACAGACUGGUAAUAAACGCCAUAUCCGGAUAGUGGAGUAAGCAAACAUAGCUGAACGGCUGAUGCUGGCUAAGGAGGCGGACCGUGUGUGCGGAUGGGCUGGAUGCAAUAUGGUGGUAGUAUCCUGUAAUUUCGCUCGGAGAACAUCGGUAGCCUGUAGAAUACGACCUCAAUCCGAGUGCGUUGAUCUUGAUCUCCGCGUCUUCGGAGAGGGUGGUCGGUGGUGAUGCCGAAUGGAGUGACAGGUGGUGUGAGCUGGGGAGUGCUUGGCGUGAUUAUCGAUAAAUGCCGAU